This is a messenger RNA of Pantherophis guttatus, 2609 nucleotides long. RefSeq names its product interactor of HORMAD1 1 (gene IHO1). The record is from RefSeq and is a predicted model, not a curated record. NCBI's taxonomy places the organism in Eukaryota, Metazoa, Chordata, Lepidosauria, Squamata, Colubridae. Gene Ontology annotation, biological process: DNA recombination; homologous chromosome pairing at meiosis; meiotic DNA double-strand break formation. Gene Ontology annotation, cellular component: condensed nuclear chromosome.
CGCGCCUGGCCGGGGGACACGUGAUGAUUGCCUUCAGACGGCCUUUGUGCCCGUAUUGUCUCUACCGUGUCGCGUUAAGUUCUCUUUUGCCCGAGAAACAGAGCUGAAUUGCCAGACUCCUACGGUAGAACCAGUAAGAGUCAUGGUAAAUUGUGGUCCUGUAUAGAGAAAAAUACGUACGGGACUGUACACGUUUAUGAAACGGAGUGUGUCAUAAGCUGUUUGCUGGCAUCGUUAUUAUUAUUAUUUUUAUUAAUAGGAAAAUGCUAUCCUGCAUGUAAUCUCCUUUGGGCAAGUGAUCAUCCCUCAGCAUCAUCUCCCUUGGAUCAUUUUGAUGUUAAAUUCUACUGACGCUCUACUGACUUUCUACUGACGCUCAGAUACAAAUACAAGCCUAAAAGAUGAAUCUGAAUCUUUGGAAUACCAAAGAUAUAUUUAUGACUCCAACAAAAAUGGGGUCCCAUAAAUCAUCUGCCUGGACCAGCGCUCCCAACGAACAUAACAGUAUGAGUGAUUCUCAGUUCCUUUUUGGCUCCCAGUUUUGCCCAGAGAAUUCACAGUGUGCAUCAGCUUCAGUUGAAUUUAGUAUCCCACAAAGGCAGGACAAAGGUUCACAACAGAAUUCUCAGGAAAACGAUAUCAGUAUUUUUGCCAAAUACCAGUCUAAACCACAGCUCUUUGGAAAAGAGGAGAAGGAAAAUGUCUCCCUUAACAAUUUUGCUGGAAGAUUCAAAGGAGUCAUGGAACAAUUUGAAGAAAAUAAGAAAAAGAUUAAGGAAAAAUAUGAUAAUGACCUUUUAAAUGCUUUUGUUUUGAACACCAAAGAGAGUCUUCAAAAGUUGCAAUCCUCUUUCAAUAUGUUAGAAGAAACUCUGAAAUCUGUUUUGAAUGAUUUGGGAAAUAUUUCUAAGACAAUGCAAGAAACCUCUCAGUCCCAUUAUGGAUUGUUACUGAAUGCUCUUGGUGAGAAAAAUGAAAUGGGACAAGUAUUAUUGGGAAUGGAGAAAAGGCUGCAAGAAAAAGACACAGAAAUCUCAGAUCUGAAGUCUAGCCUUCAAUUACUAAAAGAGAGUCUGGAGCAAUUUACAGUUCAGCAGAACCAGCAGCACUUGAAGAUCUGUGAACAAUUGGACCAUAUGAAGCUUUCCAAAAUUCUGAAUGACUUACAAGCAUUCAUUUCUGCACCCAGAGAAUCUCAUCAUCUCAAGGACAACGGCUCUCAGACUUCUCCAGAUAGGCUGCUGAACCAAUUAUCUUAUAGUUGCCACUUGAAUGUUUUAAACAUCUCUCCUGCAAACAAAGACAUCUCUAAUAAGGCUGCCUCAGAAAAUAAAGAAAAUUUUCACAUGUGGCAGAAGAGCCAUAUUCCAGCCAGAAGCCCCAAUGCCAACAAAACGCUUUGUUGCUGUGGUGGAAGUUUUCUUGCAAAAAGCCAAGAGAGAAAGUGGUUCCUUAGUCAAGAGCCAAACGAAGCUACUCCGGUGAGGAAAGUGAUCCAGAGAAAUAACCAAGCAAAAGGCUACAGUGCUACAAAACAUUCACAGCUAAACCAUCCUGAAAUGGAUAAUGGGUUCGUGCAAAAUCGUGCAGGUGAUGGGAAAAGCGAGGAACUAAUCCCAGGCAAGAUGAAUAAUAAAAGUAAAGAAAACAGAGUUAAACAGGGCAAGCCACGGUUGCCUAGCCAGAGGAAAAGAAUGUACCCCUCCAGGAAAGGAAACAGUUUGAAAUAUCCCAGAGCUAAUAUAAAACAGGAAACAACAGGAAAAGGACACUCCAUUGGAGAAUACGCCUGUAGGGAAACAAGGGAAUCUGGUAGUAUUAGCUUGAGGCCUGUGGUUUUGAGUGAGAAAAAGACAAGCAGUUUCCAGGACAGAAAGGCGAAGAAAUCUAAGCUCCUAUUCCUUUCCCAUGAAAACCAGCAGCCCACGCCGAAUCUCCAUGAGAGGCCUCCUGGCAUUAAGGGCAACCAUUGUUUCUGGCCCUGCUCCUCUCCAGAAAGUUCCUUUCCCCAAACCCAGAUCAAGUGGCUAGAUCUCUUUGAUAAUUUCUCCCUGACUAAUUGCAAUACUCCUGUUCCCAAGAAUGCCACAGCCGGUUGCCAAUUAUUUUUUGACAGUGAGUAUUCUGAUUAAAAGGGGUUUGUAUAUAGCAUCUGCUGUGGAACUUUCCUUGUUACUUUCCGUUACCAAAAAGGAACCCUGUUUGGGUAUUGUAAAUAGUAAUCCCAGCAUUCUGGAUCUAUCACUCCCAUCAUCACUGAGGAGUUGUUUUAUGUUGUAACAUUUUAAGAAAUACUAUAGUAAAGUAGAAAAAUGGAGCAUGUAUCAUUUAAUUCCUCUACAGUUCUGGAGAUGGGAAAGGAAGUAUAUGACUAAAGUUGUUUUCUUUAAUAUGUCUAUACUGGCUCUUUGCUUUUUGUCUCCUCCCCAAAAAUGUAAUUCCCCCCCCCCCCGUGGUUAUAUACAUAAUGCCCCAAAUAAGGAUAUUCUGAACUUAUUAAUAGUAUGGUUGUGAGCAUAGGAAUGUUUGUUUGAUUUAUAAUAUAACACACAGUAUCUACUUGAUAAAUGUGUUUAUUAAACCUGUACAAUAAAUAUUCUAUGGAUUCU